GGCAGUAACCCUUGAGCAACCCGCCACUCCGAAGCGCACGGUGAGCAAGCGGGCCAAUUGUCUGCUUCGCUUCGGCUGGCUAAAUCGCCCUUCUGCUGCCGCGGGGCGGGUCGUGGAGCCUGCCCAGGGUGUGUGCGAGCGCGUGGCUGUCUGCGCGGUAGGGAAUCUUAUCACGGUGCAGCGGCUUUCACCUAUUUCUGCAGGGGAAAAAUGGUGAAUGAGGAUGAAGAGGGGACUUCUCAGCAGGGAGGAUCUAAGCGUGCAGAACCAUCUGGGAUGCCACGUGGCAGUUGCCAGAGUGAGAUUUCCCUGGACCUUGAAGUAGCAGGAGAAGACAGCAGUGAAGCUAGCUCAGAGACAGAACAGGGAAACUCCAUGCAACUGCAGGAGAAUGAAUCUUUCCCUACCAACGGAGACGUUCCAGUGAAUGAAACUGCAGCAGUUUAUCCAAUGCAGACACAGUACAUUUGUCCUGUCUGUGGGGAAUGCUUCAGUGGGAGCUCCUGUCUUGUUGAGCAUCAGAAAGGACAUGCAGAAGAGAAACCAUACACAUGCCCUGUGUGCGGAAAAGGCUGCAGCCAGCAAAUCGACUUGGUUGAGCACAUGCGGACUCACACGGAUGAGAAGCCAUUCACUUGCCUGGAAUGUGGGAAAAACUUCCUGUUCAGUUCAGACCUGGUUUCCCACCAGAGAGUCCACACAGGAGAGAAGCCCUACAUCUGUCUGGAAUGUGGGAAAGGCUUCUCCCAGAGUUCACAACUUAUGUCUCACCGCAGAGUCCACACUGGUGAGAAGCCCUAUGAAUGCAUCAUCUGCGAGAAGAGUUUCAGGUCCAACUACGACCUGGUCAACCACCAGAGAAGCCACACUGGGGAGAAGCCCUAUAUCUGCUCCGACUGUGGGAAGAGCUUCACCCGGAGUUCUCACCUGAUCUCCCAUCAAAGAGUCCACACAGGGGAAAGGCCCUAUCCCUGCGGCAUCUGUGGGAAGCGUUUCCGUGACUGCUCGCAUCUGAUUCGGCAUCAGAGGGUCCACACCGGUGAGAAACCCUACGAAUGUUCUAUUUGUGGCAAAAGCUUCCGAGUAAACUAUGACUUAGUUACCCAUCAGAGAAACCACACAGGAGAAAAGCCAUACGAAUGCCCUGAUUGUGGGAAGGGAUUCAAGCGGAGCUCGCAUCUGAUUUGCCAUCAGAGAGUGCACACGGGAGAAAAACCCUACCCUUGUGGCAUAUGUGGGAAGAGUUUUAGUUACAGCUCAGACCUUAUUAAGCACCAGAGAAUCCACACAGGUGAGAAGCCUUAUGAAUGUCACAUCUGUGGCAAGAGCUUCCGGAUCAAUGCUGACCUGGUUACCCACCAGAGAAUCCACACAGGGGAGAAGCCCUACACGUGUCCUGAUUGUGGGAAGUGCUUUGCUCGGAGCUCGCGCCUUGUAUCCCAUCAAAGAGUCCACAUGAAGGACGGGAGCCUGGGAAUAACUGUUCCAGAAACAAAUCCCUCACCUGUACCGACAACCUGGUCACAAGCUCCCGAUAACCGCUGGGGCCAGGAGGAGGGGGUGACACCCUCCCCUAAGCAGAGCGGUGACCCUGCUGACUCUACUCACCAGCUCAGUGAUGCAGCUACAGCUACCCACUUGGGUGAAAUCAAAGUGGAGUGCCCUUGAUUCCUGAAGCAUGGUAAUCGGGAGGCAAAUGGACUGGGCCUAGUACCUAGAUAGGGAAUGCUGGCUUUCUGAGUCACAGCAGAACAGUAAUUUGAAUUGGGGAUCUGCCUGCUACAUCAGUUGGGCACUGCUUUUUGAGGAAAGUUAAAGAGGAGGCUUGGGUACGCCUUAAAUUGACCAAAUUGGAGUCCACAAGCUAUCUCUUGUAUUGUGCGUAGUAGGGCAAGCGUUAAAUGACUUGGAAGCACAGCCAAAAGGGUGUCCACUGGGCCUAUGGCAUGAAACUGCCGGCCGCAUCUAUGUCAAAAAACCAGUCUUGAGAAUUUUUUGGUUGUUGUCGCUUCCCCAAAAAGAAUCCUUGGAAAUGUAGUUGUUGUGUGGGUGCAGAGAAAUUUUGGUUAGGGUUUUCUAGAUGCUUUCCAGGGUUCUUUGUGGGGAAAUAUGCACAAAUUGGGGAGUAUGGUCAUAAGAAACAUAGCAGGACCCGAGGGGGCUGAAAAGAAUAGCUGGACCUAUACAGAUCUCUUGGGAAUCACCCGGGGUGCAAGAAAAAUCAACUGGUUGUUGCUUGUAAUAGCCCUCAAAAUAGAUACUUUCCAUUACACUUUUUUCCCUCCCCUUGGGUUAUUCCCAAGUGGUGGUUAUGCCAGUUUAUAUUGCAGUCUGUAAUAUAAAUGUGGCUCCUGCAGGCUUUCUUUGUAAGCACAGAUAUCGUUUCACGGAAGCAGCGCUUUAUUCUUUGUUGUCUUCUAGAGUUUUCACCCGAAUUUACGUGUGUUUUAAAUUGCUAUCGGUAGAUAAAAGUAUUAUAUCUGCAUAGUGUGGAGCUUUAAAGUCACUGAUAAAAAUUAUUUAAUUUAAUUUAUAGAGCAUGAUCCUUUCCUGUAUGGGUGCAGUGUCUGUGCCUGGAGAAAUUCACACAGCCUUGUUUCUUGUUUUGUUUUGUUUUUUUCCCUCCCCCAUACCCCGUUGGGUGUGCACAUACAGGGGGCAUGUGCUGCAAACCACCAAGAGGAACAGAAAGCUUUUGUCCCACCUAUUCUAUUACUCUCUUUCCUGUCCUCUUAAGGAAUAUAGACAGUGGAAUUAGCAAGGAGGGUACAACUGGCUUGGGGAAUUUGGAGACUUCCCAUUUCUUGUGGAUCUGGAAUAGGCACCUGCACAUGCUUCCACGGAUGCCUGCCAACAGACACUUGUUCCCAGCAGGAAAAUAUCAUGCCCAUUUGUUGUUUUGUGUUUUUUAAGUGCAUUUUUUUUUAAAAAAAGAAUGAAUUUCCAAGGAAUUCCAAUCCAAAAUUUUAAAAAUAUUAAAAAGCUAGCAUGAUACGGUC
This is a messenger RNA of Heteronotia binoei (common prickly gecko), 2999 nucleotides long. RefSeq names its product zinc finger protein 436-like. Gene Ontology annotation, molecular function: DNA-binding transcription factor activity; RNA polymerase II cis-regulatory region sequence-specific DNA binding. The record is from RefSeq and is a predicted model, not a curated record. The coding region runs from base 211 to 1668 and encodes 485 amino acids. NCBI's taxonomy places the organism in Eukaryota, Metazoa, Chordata, Lepidosauria, Squamata, Gekkonidae. Gene Ontology annotation, biological process: regulation of transcription by RNA polymerase II. The transcript has 2 exons.